Molecule: messenger RNA, 3984 nt
Organism: Danaus chrysippus (African queen)
Lineage: Eukaryota; Metazoa; Arthropoda; Insecta; Lepidoptera; Nymphalidae
Source: the annotation of a GenBank genome assembly
AUGAAUUUCCGAAGAGUAAGAGCUCGGUCUCGUAAAAAUUCUAUGAAUGUAAUGGUAAGCGCCGAAAAAUGGCGGACUUAUGGUCGAAAAAUGUCACGACGUGAUAGUGACCAGUUAACAGACGAUCAAGAAGAAUGUCUACCAGAAACAGGGCUCGAAGACUGGGUUGAAGAAUUUUUCAUACAAAAAUCUUUGGGAUCUGAGCAAUGUGACCAAGAUAUUGAAGUGAAACUAACCAAAAAACAAACACUUAUUUUAUCAACUCUAGUACCAGAUGAAAUACUUCUUAUGGAAAACUUCAGUUCAGUGAAUCCUAAACGUUUUGUUGGAGUUCUCAUGAUGGCUGAUGUGUCCGGGUAUACGGCUUUGUCCGAGAAAUAUAACAAUAGCGGAAAGGGAGCAAUAGCAUGUGCCUUAAUAAUACAACAUUCCUAUGGAUCAUAUGAAACUGAUGUCAAGGUAAAUCUUAAAGUUAAGCUAGCCAUAUCAGCAGGCAACCUCAUAUUUUCUCCAAUCGGCUCUGGAAUCGAUAUGAAUUAUAUAAUAAUUGGUUUGCCUGUUAUUGAAGCGAAAAUUGCAGAAAGUCUUUGCUCUUCGGGAGAAGUUAAAGUCACACCCACAGCGUGGGGUCAUUGUUAUUCACGCAACUAUGAUCACGUAAUUUCGGACGACGGUCAUGUGUCUAUAAAAGCAAUACUAUACGAUCCACGCGAAAAAGAUGUAAGCAAACCCUUCGUAGGCUUUGCCGCUAUGAUUCGUCAAGUCAGUAACAAACCAUUUGUUACAUUAGAAAAUCUUCCUGAUUUCGCCUCAGAUGCAUCGCAACUUGAUUCUAGCAUGACAAAAGAGAGCGAAAUAUUAAGUCUUCGCAAUACAAUUCUAUUAGCCGAAGAGAAAAACAUCGGCGCAGAUAUCAGGAAGUUUAUGAUAAGACCGGUUCUAACUCAAAUCGAUGCACACCAACCUUUAGAAUACCUUACAGAAAUGAGACAAGUGUCUGUUUUAUUUGUUACACUUAAACCUAAAGAAUGUCCAUCUUCUCAACUGAUAACUUUGGUAGAUAAUUCUUACAAGAUAACCUGUGAAAUUGUAUGUAAAUCUAUGGGUUCUUUAGAUUCUAACUUGAUAGCGCCACUAGCUUGCCAAAUACUUGAUGUUGACGCUGUACCAAAUGAUUUGUGCAAUUCUCUCAAAGCUAAGUGCAAUGGCAAGCCAGGUCUGGUUGAAAGUUUCAUCGUCCACUUGUUUUCUAGUGGAGCUUUAGAGUUUAAGAAAAUUUCUAAAGCCGAUUUAAUGACAGAGAUUCAUGAAGAUUUACAAUUUCCUGAUCCAAAGUUAGUUCUACCAGUUGCAUUGAAUAUUAAAGACCAACCAAAUUUAGACAAUUUAAUGGAAGAAAAUUCAACAGAUGAAGUUUCUGUUUGUGUUGUUAUUAAAAAAGAAGAGCUUAACACAGAUAUAAAUAUUCAAAAUAUUGAUGCACUUAUCAUGAUUCAGAUAGAUUCACUAACACCCUACCAACAACUUCUAUUAAAAAUUGCUUCAGUUAUUGGCAACAUACUCUCAAGAGACCUCUUAGAAAAUAUUAUGUAUGAAAACGAUCCUUUAACAACUGCAAAGGCUGUCAAAAGACUAUUUGCAAUGCGGAUACUGACCUGUGCAAACAUUAAAAGCAAUAGAAGAAUAAAAAAUUCUAGGCAAACCUUUUACGACCUGCUACCACUUAACCAAAAAAAAGAGUUCCAUUCUAGGAUUGUAAGCUACCUGCAGAAUAACAAGCAAAAGUGUCCUGACUGUGGUGGAACCGUUAUGGUAGUACAAUCAGCAAUAAGCAUACAAUCGCAAAUAACUAAUUAUGGAUAUAAUAAUAACUCAAGGCUCUUAGCAGAUGACGACUUAAGCGUUUCAAACGAGGAAUGUGAACUUGAUACUGUGGAUAUGGUCCAAUCUGAAGUAAAUAAAGAUACUAUGAAAGUAAAAAAAUCACAAUCCGAAGCAUUGGAAGAUAAUAAGACAAAGCUUAAUUUUAUAAACUCAACAAGUUCUUCACGACUCAGUGAACUAAAUAACACCAACGUGUCUCAAUGUGCUCCUAUAUUAAAAAGAAAAUCUCACAUGGAUGAUGAUAUCGAUAUACGAAGGAGGUCCACUAAGAGGGUGACGAUGUCUAAUAUACUCAAUAAGAAUGUGAGCUCCGAUGAACUAAAGAAUCCUACUAUAUUUGAUAUGUUUAGAUCUGUUCUAGAAGUUUACGAAACAAAAGACUGGCAUGAUCUCGGAAUUAUAGAUAGUCAAGAUGAUGUGAAUACCGAGGCUAAUGAAAAAACUUUCCACAUAAAAAUAGAAAAAGGUGUAUCACAAAUUAAUUUUAAAAAAUGUUCAUGUGCUGACCUUCAUAUCACGAUAUAUAAACAACUAAUUCAACACACAAAAGAAGCUGAACUCACAGAUAAAAUGGUAGAGUUCAUUUUACAAUAUAGUUAUUUAAAUAUACUGGCACAUAGUUUCGAAAUGGCAAUACCUAAACUUGAUGAAGCUGAAAAUAUUUGCCUUGAUAAGAAAACCCCCCUUACUAGCUUUGAAAGGAAAAGAUUUCUUGGCAGAACGUAUUCUUUGAAGGCAGCUACAUUUUUGUUGAGUGGCAGGUUCUUGGCCGCUAAAAUAAAUGCCGAAAAAGCGUGUAAAAUAUAUAAAAUAAACCUAAAAAAUAUAACAAAUCUAUUUCAUUUCCCAAAUGUUAUAUCUGCUGUUAAACUAAGAAGUGAAAAAUAUCGACGUCAGAGCAUUAUAAUGAAACAAGAUUCAAUAUUUUUCUUGAAUGUUGCUGCAGUACUUUAUUCCACAUUAGAAGAUCAAAUUUGCGCCAGGGUAGCUGCACUUCGUUCUUUACAUUUAAUACAACGGGUUGACUGUAGCUUCAUUGAUUUAUGCGACGCUUUGACCAACGCAAUACAAAUUGAACUUGAUCGUGGAAAUCCAGAAGUCACAGCUAAUAUAGAAAGAAUUGCAAGUAUGUCCUUAAAAAAAUUUAAUCGACCAAUUGAAGCAGGCGAAUUAUUUUCACUAGGAAAAUUAUUUAUGAUUAUAUUUCAAGCGCGGUCAGCACGAGGACAAAUCACGGCUGCUAUAAGAUCAGGAUUUAGAGCUCUUGUUAUAAGUCGUUUUCUCUAUGCAAUUAAAAUUUCAGUUGACAUUAUACCAGACGUUUUCUACUUAUUAUUAUCCAGAUGUAGAAUUCGAGAAGCAGUGGACGUUAUAAAAUUGCUUUUACAAUUAGAUGAAAAUCAGACAACACUAGAAUGUGAAACUUGGUACUACGCACUUUGUAUGGACAUGAUUUUAGAUUGUGGUUUUCAACUGGAGUCACCUAUUGAAAUUAGUCGCUUCGCUGAAUUUUCUAUUUGUAAGGGAAAAUCUGCUGGUGAAAGUCGCCGUCGUCUUAUCGUUGGUGUAUGGACUUAUUGGCUUCGGGCUAAUUUUGAGAGACGUGCUAGACAGUUUGAGGAUGAAGCCUUGAAUUGGUUGUCACCGACCGAUGACGAUUGUACAUUGAGAACGCUUAUAAGCUCCUUGAGACUUGCUGAAGGGAUGUUGGAAAGCUUAGCAAAGAAAGUGGAUGAUUUACGUAAGGUUGUUGACUUAAUGGAACUACACUCGUUGGCUGAUCAUGAACUAAGUCGGCUGGAAAAAGAUACUCGACUCUUGCGAACAAUUUAUCCAAGAUGGAUGUUAAUUAAAGCUUAUUCCAUGCAUGUAUCUGGACGACAUACUGCUGCAAACACAUUAUUUAACCAAACGGCGAUAGAGGCGCGUAAAAUACACAAUCAUCUGGAAGAAGCUCUUAGCCUAGCCGCAACCUCAAAUUCCAAGCAUUGGAUGCAGUGUGCACUUACUGGACACUUUUUGCCCUGGUACGUCGGAGCGGAGACUGCUAAGAAAUCGUGGCACCAACUUCUUUAUAAGACGACUACUCAUCGUGAAUAA